GUCAGGAAUAAACUCAGUCCAGACAAAGUGUCCCGUUCAGGACGUCCGGCUGUUCUGCUGACCGCCGGAGGAGAACGACUCACACAGCCUGGAACCCUCCGACUACAGACAUCGGCACUGCAGGUGUGGCAAAAAUGCAGGUGUGUUUGGUGGUCAUUUUGCCCCUCCUGUGGCCCCUGAUUAAUGCUCAGGUGCCCCACUGGGGUCCCUGUCCUGAACCCGUCACCCAACCGGCCUUCAACUUCAAACUGUUUAUGGGUCGGUGGUUUGAGAUCGCUAAACUGCCGGCCCAGUUUGAGAAAGGACGCUGCAUUGAGACCAACUUCACUUUACAGUUUGAUGGAACCGCUCGCGUCCUGAGCUCUGAGAUCCUUAAAGGGGAGCUGAGGACGAUGGAGGGGACGGCAGUGGUGGAGGACAAAAAGAACCCGGCUAAACUCGGCAUCAGCUUUUCAUACGUUCUGCCGUACACGCCGUACUGGAUCAUCUCCACCGACUACAUCAACUCCGCGCUGGUCUACUCCUGCACUGACGUCCUGAGGCUCUUCCAUGUGGAUUUCGCCUGGAUCCUGGGCCGCAGCCGCUCCCUGCCGGAGUCCACCAUCAACCACGGCAAAGAGGUUUUCACCAAAAACAACAUCGACGUGAGUCGGAUGGUGGCCAGCAGGCAGCAGGGCUGCGACAAACUCCCCUGAGACUCGAGAUGCACCGUAAAGCCCCUCAGGAAGUUCAUCUGACAUCUUCCUUCAGAACUCCACUCAGGAGCUGAUGGGGCCCCCACUCGGACCCCAGCGACGCUGAGAACUACAGCAUGUCCCACUCUCCAUUCUGCACAAGCAAAAAGAUCAGUCCAAACAUUUCACAGAGAAAUAUUUAUACAUAAUCUAGAUUUGAUGAACAGUUUGAGAUCUGAGACUAAUGCAGCUAACAAUGGACCCCUAUAGCCCACCAGCUAGCACUCUGCGGACUAUACGCCUUAUAUCUCCCACAGGGUCACACACAUUUACUCUAGACGGCGAAACACAUCUUGCUUCUGAUUGUGCAAAAGUUUGAACACCCCGGGGGUGUCUCUCCAAGCAGGAUAUCUCAGUUAGCCAGAUAAGGUCAGAGACGAAGAGUGUCCAACAUGAAUGUCUCUCAGCUCUUUUCUGAUUGGACAGGCUUGACUUUGGACUUAAGUUAUCAGGUUAAGUGAGAAAUCCUGCUUUGUGACACGCCCCCUGUUCUGUUCUCUGCAGAGACACCUGCUUAUUUUAAUACAGAAUUACUGGUUAUUUCCUGAGUUUAACAGGAAACUGGGGAAAAAACACAUGUGGCCUGUGCAAAAGUUUGUACUUUAUUUUUUACCUAAAUAUGCAAAUGAGCAGAAAUCGUUGCUCUACAAUCUGCAGAAAAAUGUCAUUUCAGCGAGUCUCUGCAGGGGUGUGCUAACUUAUUCACACACAGAAAACGAACAGCCUGAAAUAAGACGGGGGCGCCAAGACUUUUUCACAGACAUUGGCUGUGUGUAUUAUGAGGUUGGCAGUGCGCCAAACGACCCUUUCUAGCACCUUUAUUAAUAAGAGUGUGUAAAUACAGCGCUGUGAAAAAGUCUUAGUCCCUCUGAGAAAAUGAUUGAUGCUGUUUGUUUGGGCAGUAAACAGUUAUUUGCUGAUAAAAACACUAACAUCACAAUAAACAUAAACAAACAACCCGCUA
Pygocentrus nattereri (red-bellied piranha) is the source of this 1698-nucleotide messenger RNA. It is a transcript of the gene apoda.1, whose product is annotated as apolipoprotein Da, duplicate 1. NCBI's taxonomy places the organism in Eukaryota, Metazoa, Chordata, Actinopteri, Characiformes, Serrasalmidae. The record is from RefSeq and is a predicted model, not a curated record. Bases 135 to 695 code for a protein of 186 amino acids. The transcript is spliced from 5 exons. Gene Ontology annotation, molecular function: lipid binding. Gene Ontology annotation, biological process: lipid transport; brain development; tissue regeneration.